UGCUGGCCAUUUUGUGUGAUCUCUUGGUCCAGUCAUUAAACACCUUUAUGUUUAUAAAAUGAAAUUGGUCGAGUUUGUAUGUUUUAUAUAUUUUUAUUGUUGUAGUUGGUUGGACACACACAGAAUAUUUCAGCUCUUAAGGCAAUAGCUAUUUUGAAAGAAAAAAAGAAAAACAAUAAAUAAAACUAGCAUAUAAAGUAUAUCAAUGGAAGAGGUGGGUUCUUCAUCUUCAACUCCUUUAUCAAAUCACAACAAGAGUUCUGUGGGGUCUCGUCUCAAGAGAAGUUGCUUAUCUUUUGCAGUUUCUACACAAGAAACUUUUAGAUAUAUAAAAGCUUUCUUAGUGGGUCAGGCAAAGACUAUAAGUGCAAGAAAUGAGAAGGAAGCAAGUGAAGCUGAGCUUGAGGCUACCAAAAAACAGGUUGAGGCUGCUGAUGCUGCUGAAGAUAUCAAGAAUAGACUCAAUCAUCCUCCUAAUGUUUAGAUUUUUCAUUAAAGAAAAACAGAGAUUCAAGGUCAAACUUGAGAUUAUUCACUUUUUAUUUUAUUUUUUAUAUUUAAAGUAUGUGAUAUGCAAGUCUAGCUAAGUUUCUUGUCUAGUUUAUUUGAAAAACUAAAAUAAAAUUUAUCCUUUUUCUUGAUCUACUAUACGGAUUAGUGAAGUAAUUGUUAGAUACAAACUGUGUGUAAUUGAUUUUAUAUUAACUAUGAAUUAUGUCUUUUGAAAAGAUUUUCAAAAUUGAAAAGAUCUAUUCAAAAGGUUAA
Messenger RNA from Cicer arietinum (chickpea), 765 nucleotides. RefSeq lists its product as uncharacterized. NCBI's taxonomy places the organism in Eukaryota, Viridiplantae, Streptophyta, Magnoliopsida, Fabales, Fabaceae. The record is from RefSeq and is a predicted model, not a curated record.